AUGACUACAGUACAUAGCGCAUUAAAAGAGCUUGACCAAGAAGAGUUGGCCAAGAGCAAUCCAUUUAUCAAGUUAGUACAUGGCCAAACGAUUGUAGAAGUACCUGAGUUAGAGCUUGAGUGCGGAAUAACUAUUAGCAACUUUCCUAUUGCUUACAAGACAUGGGGGUAUUUGAAUGAGGCUAAGGAUAAUGUCUUAGUGAUUUGUCAUGCUUUGACCGGGUCAUCUGAUGUAGCGGACUGGUGGGGACCUUUGUUGGGCACAGGGUUAGCGUUUGAUCCUUCGAAGUUCUUUGUGAUUUGCUUGAAUUCUAUGGGAUCUCCUUACGGGUCUUUUUCGCCGUUGUCCAUCGAUGCAUCGACAGGCGAGAGGUACGGACCGGAGUUUCCACUUUGUACAGUCAGAGAUGAUGUAAGAGCUCACAAGAUAGUCCUUGAUUCUCUUGGCGUAAGUUCGAUUGCAUGUGUCAUUGGGGGUUCCAUGGGUGGUAUGGUUGCACUUGAAUGGUCCGCCAUUUACGGUUCGGAGUAUGUGAAGAAUUUGGUUGCUUUGGCAACAUCUGCUAGACACUCAGCAUGGUGCAUCUCUUGGUCGGAGGCUCAGAGACAAUCAAUAUACUCGGAUCCAAAAUACAUGGAUGGUUAUUACUCUCUAGACGAACCACCAACUGUUGGAUUAUCAGCAGCCAGAAUGUCUGCUCUUUUGACCUAUCGUUCAAGGAAUAGUUUUGAAAACAAAUUCUCUAGAUCAAUACCGUCAUUGCAACAACAACAAAAGUCAGGUCGUCUAGAUGCACAGACACAAAGCCAGUCGCAAUCACAGUUAACAUCUAAAAAAUUGCAAGACCUCAACAAGGAAAUUCACAACGACGGUAAUCGUUCCAGAUAUCCUCUAUUAAGUGAGAGAAAGCCCAGUGUAUCAUCGAUUUCCUCUUCUUGCUCAUCAAGAGAAUCCUGUCACUCGCUAUCCUCAUCUACUUCGGUAUCGUCUCUAAGCAAGUCAAAAAGCCCAAAACAAGUUAAGCCAGCACAGACGUACUUCUCAGCGCAAUCAUAUCUACGAUACCAAGGUGAGAAGUUUGUAAAACGUUUUGAUGCUAAUUGUUACAUUUCUAUUACAAGAAAACUAGACACCCACGAUUUAGCCCGUGAUAGAAAUGAAGAAGAUAUCGCAAACGUUUUGGAGUCGUUCAAGCAACCAGCAUUAAUCAUUGGUAUAUCUUCUGACGGACUGUUCACGUAUUCUGAACAAGAGUUUUUGGCAGCUCACAUUCCUAACGCUAGAUUGGAGAAGAUAAACUCACCAGAGGGUCACGAUGCCUUCUUGUUAGAAUUCAAACUAAUUAACAAACUCAUUAAGGACUUCCUUGCUAAGAACUGUAAAGAGCUUGUUGAGUCAGAGGGGCGUCUUUGGCAGGAUAAUGUCGAAGUUGUAACAAACUCUGUAUUUGGAGAAGCCGAGGAGGUUACAAAUUGGUAA
Molecule: messenger RNA, 1479 nt
Organism: Kluyveromyces marxianus DMKU3-1042
Lineage: Eukaryota; Fungi; Ascomycota; Saccharomycetes; Saccharomycetales; Saccharomycetaceae
Gene: MET2
Product: homoserine O-acetyltransferase
Exons: 1
Coding region: 1-1479 (492 amino acids)
Biological process (GO): L-homoserine metabolic process
Molecular function (GO): homoserine O-acetyltransferase activity
Source: RefSeq, a predicted model, not a curated record